UUCCUUUCUUCUACUCCUUUUGUCCAUUCGGUUUUGAGUUGUCUUCGUACCUGUGUAUUUGAAUUUGAAUAAGCAGCAUAGCAUACACGUUGACACAGACGCAGGGAUGCCUGGCUGCAACGAACUUCACCCGGCUCUUCGCGAUGCCUGCGACAACAUCGCAUGCAAGGUCACUCGCCUCUCCAAAGCCGAUAUAUCUCGUCUCACCGAAGACGAGCUAUCUCGUCUCAUGGAGGAUGAGUUAUCUCACCUCUCCAAGGACGAGAUGAAUAGCCUUAUCGAAGCCGAGUUUUCUCACUGCUUUGCUCUCAUGGAAGGCCUGCUAUCUCUACUUUUCCCUCGUAAAGCCAAAGACAAAGAGAUUACUCCCCCUGAAUAUGAACACAUAUCUGACUGCUUUCCCGUUUUGAUCUUCAAGAUAUUUUUUUUGAGUUUAAUUGGCUACAUUGCCCUUGUACCCAUAACAACUAUUUCCUCUGAUUUGUACAAGUGGUGGUUGAACAAAAGAUAUUUAUCUUCUAUUCGUCAAGAAAGAUUGUUAUCUGCUAGAUGUGAUGUCUUUUACACUAAAAAUGCUGCUCAGGAACGACUGAAUCCUUCAAAGAAGCCCAUUGUUUUGUCUAAAUAUUCUAGAACGUCUCCAACUCUGAAGGGUUUUAAAGGCAUUGGAGAAAUCUCCAGUCAAGAAUUCUAACGGGCUUUAGACAGGGAGUAGAGCGGUAUCAGGAAGGCACAUCUAGAGCUGUUGUUCCAAGCCGUAGAUCUACUGACAAAGAGAAACAGAUUAGGUGAAGAGAAGUUGCUCUGAAGAGGAAAGAUUCAUCAAGAUUGUCAUUUUACUAUUGAGUUAUUUUGUAAUACACGAAGGUUCUUAGUUUAAAUGUCUU
Messenger RNA from Medicago truncatula (barrel medic), 887 nucleotides. RefSeq lists its product as uncharacterized. NCBI's taxonomy places the organism in Eukaryota, Viridiplantae, Streptophyta, Magnoliopsida, Fabales, Fabaceae. The transcript has 7 exons. The record is from RefSeq and is a predicted model, not a curated record. The coding region runs from base 107 to 694 and encodes 195 amino acids.